Molecule: messenger RNA, 381 nt
Organism: Eremothecium sinecaudum
Lineage: Eukaryota; Fungi; Ascomycota; Saccharomycetes; Saccharomycetales; Saccharomycetaceae
Gene: QCR7
Product: ubiquinol--cytochrome-c reductase subunit 7
Exons: 1
Coding region: 1-381 (126 amino acids)
Biological process (GO): mitochondrial electron transport, ubiquinol to cytochrome c
Source: RefSeq, a predicted model, not a curated record
AUGCCGCAAUCCUUUUCUUCCAUCGUCAAAAUGGGCGAAUACAUACUAAAGUCCCCAUCUUUGUCUAAGGUCUUUGUCCCAGUCGCUAGACAAUUCAUCAAUUUCUCCGGUUACAGAAAGUUGGGUCUAAGAUACGACGAUUUAAUCUCAGAAGAGAGCGAUAUUGCUCAAACUGCCAUCAAGAGAUUGCCUGAGCAAGAAUCAUAUGCUAGAGUUUUCAGAAUCAUUCAAGCUCACCAAUGUGAAGUAACCCACCACUUGCUACCAAAGAACAAAUGGACCACUCCUGAGGAUGAUGUCCCAUACCUACUACCUUACUUGUUGGAAGCUGAGGCUGCUGUUGCUGAAAAACAAGAGUUGGAUAACUUGGAACUAAAAUAA